CUCGAAGCGACGACCGUAGUGAACGAUGGCUUCGUCCUCCACCGUAACCCAGCCCAACACAUCCCUCUAUAUCAACAAUCUCAAUGAUCAAAUCAACAAAGAAGAGAUGCGUGGACAGCUCUACGCUCUUUUCACAACAUACGGCAAGGUGAUCGACGUCGUCGCGUCUAAAACACCCAAAAUGAGAGGGCAGGCAUUCCUUGUGUUUACCGAUUUAGCAGCCGCAACCUCUGCUUUGCGCGCGUGCGAUGGUAUGCUAUUCUAUGACAAGCCCCUUCGCGUGCAAUAUGCGAAAACCAAAUCACACGCUACCCUGAGGAGGGAAGAUCCUACCUUCGUACCGCCUACAGCUGCACAAAGGAGUGCACUCGUUGAUCAACAAACAAGGACAAGUGGUGCAUCCACACUGCAGAAGCGCGGUCGUGAAGAUGAAAUGGCGGACGAAGAGGGACGGGCCCAGAAACGGAAACCGGCUGACGACGCUGAGUCCGAUGAGGGUGAGGAGAUGGAGAUAGAUGACGAUGAAGAGGCGGGGCCGAAGGCGGCUGCCGCUAAUACAAUAGUCCCCCAAGUUGCGGAGCGCCCUUCGGCACGUCUACUCUGCACUAACCUGCCGAAUGAAGUCACAGACAGUGUCCUUUCGGUCUUAUUCCAACAAUAUCAAGGAUUCCAGUCGACCCACGUCGUACCGUCCCCGACGUCUAACGCAGCAGGCCAGAAGGCCAAAAUGGCUCAAGUGUUGUACGAUGCUCCGGAGUUGGCAACUGUCGCCAAAGAGGCUUUAGAUGGUUUCACGUUGAAGAAGGGGUGGGUAAUGUCGGUGGCGUAUGCUUAA
Heterobasidion irregulare TC 32-1 is the source of this 835-nucleotide messenger RNA. RefSeq lists its product as uncharacterized. The transcript has 4 exons. Gene Ontology annotation, molecular function: U1 snRNA binding. The record is from RefSeq and is a predicted model, not a curated record. Gene Ontology annotation, biological process: mRNA splicing, via spliceosome. The coding region runs from base 26 to 835 and encodes 269 amino acids. Gene Ontology annotation, cellular component: U1 snRNP. NCBI's taxonomy places the organism in Eukaryota, Fungi, Basidiomycota, Agaricomycetes, Russulales, Bondarzewiaceae.